This is a messenger RNA of Procambarus clarkii (red swamp crayfish), 756 nucleotides long. RefSeq names its product DNL-type zinc finger protein-like. Gene Ontology annotation, biological process: protein import into mitochondrial matrix; protein folding; protein stabilization. Gene Ontology annotation, cellular component: mitochondrion. The record is from RefSeq and is a predicted model, not a curated record. Lineage: Eukaryota; Metazoa; Arthropoda; Malacostraca; Decapoda; Cambaridae. Gene Ontology annotation, molecular function: protein-folding chaperone binding; zinc ion binding.
CAAAGCCUUGUUGAAAGUCAAGAACAGCAGCAAGUUGAUAACCAAGUUUAGGUUGAAAGUGAGAAGUUUCAUUGUUGUCAGUGAGCAAAGUGUAGUGUAUUAACUAAUGCUAUGUAAAUUGCUGUGUGCUUAUUAAUUAUGGCACAUAUUGCAAAAUUGACGACAAGAUUUUUUGGACCUAACCUAGGCAAGACAGUUUUAUCAGUUAGGCAAAGUCCAUCAUGGUUUGUAAAAAAAUUUCAGCCAACAUUUAGAAAUAACAUACAUCAAAAUGUUUACUUUAGUGCAGCUAAUUUCUGUAGCCAAAGUUCUAUUAAGGAUGAUGGAAGUUGUCAGUCACUAGGAAAAAUUGAGCCCAAGUUUCAGUUAACAUAUACUUGUAAAGUGUGUAGCACAAGACAGUCUAAGACUAUUUCCCAGCUAGCUUAUAAGAAGGGUGUCGUCAUAGUUACCUGCGAGGGCUGUUCAAAGCACCAUCUUGUGGCAGAUAAUCUUGGCUGGUUUUCUGACCUGGAUGGCAAGAAGAAUAUUGAGGAUAUCUUAGCGGCUAGAGGGGAAGUGAUCAAAAGAGGUUUUGUGACCUCGGUGACAAGUCCCGAUGAUUCGGGUAAGAAUAACACUCCUGGUAACGAGAAAAACUGGACAAAUGAGGAGGAAGCCAGAGCACAAGGUGCAUGGAAUACUGCCCAAGGUACGCUGAAAAUGAUGGCUAAUGAUGAACAUGAACCAAAUGAUUGUGAAGUGAAAAAGACAUAA